Morus notabilis is the source of this 2049-nucleotide messenger RNA. Its product is annotated as probable serine/threonine-protein kinase At4g35230. The transcript has 10 exons. Gene Ontology annotation, biological process: protein phosphorylation; brassinosteroid mediated signaling pathway. Bases 331 to 1818 code for a protein of 495 amino acids. Gene Ontology annotation, molecular function: protein kinase activity; protein binding; ATP binding. The record is from RefSeq and is a predicted model, not a curated record. Lineage: Eukaryota; Viridiplantae; Streptophyta; Magnoliopsida; Rosales; Moraceae.
CCUUUCUCUCUCCUCUGUCUCUCUCUCUCCCUCUCUAACUCUGUUCCUUUACGCAGAUUCACUCCUCACUUCUUCCUCUCACUACUCUCCUUUUCUCCUCUCUCUUUCGUCUUCUUCUUUUUCUUCCGCACAGAAAGCGGCAACAAACAACUACAAACAAACAAACACACUUUGUUCUGUAACUUUCCUACACAAAACUCGACCCAGUAACUUCAAUCACUUGUCCUUUCUUUCUCUUGACGUUGAAAGAGCUCCGAGAAAACUAACGCGAAAACGACAACGAAAAUGGGUUCUGUCUAGAGAGAGAGAAAGAGAGAGAGACAGAAUCACAUGGGUUGUUUGCACUCCAAGACCACCCACCUUCACUCCCCUGACGACCCUUCUUCUCAGCUCGACUCUCUCAAACCCGACCCAGCGAAUGGAAAUGAUCAAGGAGAUGAAGAGAAUCGAGUUCCGGCGUUCAAAGAGUACGGCCUCAACGAGCUGAGAAAGGCGACGAAUGGGUUCAGCACAGAGUAUAUUGUCUCCGAGAGCGGCGAGAAAGCUCCUAAUGUCGUUUACAGAGGGAAGCUCCACAACAAUCGCUUCGUUGCUGUUAAGCGCUUCUCUAAGCAGUCUUGGCCUGAUGCAAAGCAGUUCGUGGCCGAGGCAGCAGGAGUUGGGAAGGUGAGGCACAAGAGAUUGGUGAAUCUGAUAGGUUGCUGUGUUGAGGGAGAUGAGAGACUCUUGGUGGCUGAGUACAUGCCCAAUGAUACUCUAUCCAAGCAUCUCUUCCACUGGGAAAAACAGCCACUGCCGUGGGGAAUGAGAGUUAGAGUUGCAUACUUUAUCGGGCAGGCCCUCGAUCACUGCAAUGCCGAGAAUCGGAAGAUUUAUCAUGAUCUGAAUGCAUACAGAGUUCUCUUUGAUGAAGAUGGUGACCCUCGUUUAUCUAGUUUUGGCCUAAUGAAAAAUAGUCGAGAUGGUAAAAGCUACAGUACUAACUUAGCCUAUACCCCACCUGAGUUUCUAAGAACAGGAAGGGUCAUCCCAGAGAGUGUAAUAUACAGUUAUGGAACUGUUCUUUUGGAUCUUUUGAGUGGAAAACAUAUUCCUCCAAGCCAUGCGCUGGACUUGAUAAGGGGUAAAAAUGUACUGUGCUUAAUGGAUUCCUCAUUAGAAGGGCAGUACGAGAACGAUGAUGCAACUAAAAUGGUUGAGCUUGCUUCAAAAUGUCUCCAGUCCGAGGCUAGGGAGAGACCAGAUACUAAGUUUCUUCUUACAGCGGUGGCACCACUUCAGAAGCAGAAAGAGGUGGCUUCUCAUGUUUUAAUGGGCCUGCCUAAAAACAAGGUGGCGCAGCCAACCAUGCUAUCGCCCCUUGGCAAGGCCUGUGCAAGGAUGGAUCUUACCUCCGUUCAUGAUAUUUUGCUCAAAACGGGUUAUAAAGAUGAAGAGGGAGCAGAAAAUGAGCUUUCAUUCCAAGAAUGGACACAACAAGUGCAAGACAUGCUGAACACCAAAAAGUUUGGGGAUAUCGCAUUCAGGGACAAAGAUUUCAAGAGCGCAAUCGAGUAUUAUUCUAAGUUGGUUGUUAUGAUGUCUGUUCCUUCGGCUACCGUCUUUGCAAGAAGAGCUUUUUCCUACUUGAUGAACAGCCAAGCAGAGCUUGCCUUAAGAGACGCCAUGCAGGCUCAAGUGUGCAUACCCGAGUGGCCAACCGCAUUCUACUUGCAGGCUCUGGCGCUGUCCAAGCUUGGAAUGGAGACUGAUGCUGAGGACAUGCUCAACGACGGAGCAGCCUUCGAAGCGAAGAGGCACAACAGCUGGCGGAGCUAGACUCAAGUACUUGUGUGGUAGAAAUUUAACUGAGAAGUCCUCUUUUCCAUUGAGGAUAGUCAAAAGCGAAAUGUAGUGAAUUUUAAUGAGAAGUCCGCUUUUUUAUUGAUGAUAGUUAUUAAAAGAGAAAUGUGGUGAAUUGACAUAUUCUAAAGAUAAUUUUCUAGUAUUUAGCUUAUGUUAUAACAAUCCCAAGUAUUUAGCUUAUACAUUAAUAACUAAUAACUCAUU